Mytilinidion resinicola is the source of this 715-nucleotide messenger RNA. RefSeq lists its product as uncharacterized. The coding region runs from base 1 to 393 and encodes 130 amino acids. The transcript has 2 exons. The record is from RefSeq and is a predicted model, not a curated record. NCBI's taxonomy places the organism in Eukaryota, Fungi, Ascomycota, Dothideomycetes, Mytilinidiales, Mytilinidiaceae.
AUGGCUUUCCUCUUUCAUCUUGCAUACUCUGCACUCCCGAACACUGCAUAUCGCCGCCCACUAUCCAACUGCGAUCCAACUGUUACGUCGCCAACACCGCAUUUGCACCAGCGAAUACUCCUACACCUCUUGCUCACGCAUCACAACCACCAACCACUCUCCGCACUCCCACACUCUGCCAACGAGUCAGCCAGCCGCCAGCUCCCAACCUCUCCCACAACCACCUCCACCCACCCACCCGCAACCAUGAAGCGCAACAUCGUCAUCUUCCUCAUCGUGCUCAUCCUCUUCAUCCUCAUCGCCCUCAUCGCCUGGUUGAUCUACUACCUCCAAACCCGAAUGGCCGUCGGCGGCGGUGCCGCGAGCAGCGUGAGCGAUGUGACGGAAGUGUAGACCUUGCACACUCGUCCGGUGUACGAAUCAUGACGGAAAAAGAAACCGGUGCUUAUAUUGUCCAGACCUGGACUUGUAUUUACGCGAGAGGGAUACGGGACAUGUGUUUAAUGAGUUCGACACAGCGACACGCGCAUUAGGUUGGCGUUUGGAUUUGAGCAUUGAUUUGGAUUGGGUCGGGAUGGGAUUGGGUCGGAGUCUUCCUUUUUAUAUAUUGACGUCGCUGAGGCGAUUGUUACCCCGUUGGUCAUGCGGGAGGACUGUAAUUAUGUAUACAGGCAUUGAUAUAACUAUCAUAAAUCAACUAUUCUGCCACCCAGAC